AUGGUGGCCUCAUCUGAGAUUGAUGCGCAGAUCGGGAUCAUCCUGACGAUCGGCACCUCAAUAGGUGCCACGAUCGCGCCACUUCUUUUAGCCGCCAUGCCUGGCCAGUGGCCUCACCUGACUCGAGCAGUUUGGGGCAUAUCUGCCUACCAGAUACUGAAGCUCAUGGCAUGCGGUAGCUGCGCUCUUCUUCUGGUGCCUGCGGAAAUUCUGAGCCGGGGCAAACUCUUGGGCUUCACCUCUACUCUGGUGGACUCCAUGGCCUCCAUCCACCUCACGUAUAUCGACCCCUCGUCCUGGGUGGUCCAGCCGGUAGCUGAUCGCGUGGUGCGUGUUCAGGAAUGGCGACUCAAAGCCUACAUCUUAGGGCCACCGGCUGUUCUGCCAGCUACAGGCGUGUCCUGCAUCACUGGAGAUCUGCAUGAGCUUGCUGCAGCUGGAAAUGGCUGCACCUACUCAUGCCUACCCGAGCCAGUUCAACGCGCAUGGCACGCACUGAACCCAGGAUAUUACAGCCAGCUGAACAUUUGCGCUAAUGCUCUUAAUUCGACGGUUUGUGACGGUGACCACUCUUCAUGUUUGCUGUCUAGCACUACUUUCUGGAAGCUCAAUGUGGAGGAUGAAAGGAUUUUAGAAGAAGGCGGAGUGGUCUCAGGCUUGAUUUGCAGCUUAGUCUUCCUGUACAUAGCAUCCCGGCUUUUCCAGAUGGCGGACCUGCGAUGCUUGGGAAGAUGCCGCAUUGUACUGGAGAAGGCUUUGACAAUCCCUGGGCCAUUGGCGAGCUUUGGCAUCAUGCUCUUCUCCUUGUUGUUGAUGCAUGACAGCACCUCCAUCGUCUGCAUCCUCACUCCGUUAUGUGGAAUUGGAUAUUUGCCACCUGCAAAGAUGGUGUAUCUUUGCAUCGCAGCUGAAAUAGGCAGUGCCCUUGCACUCAUCGCGGCCUCCACGGGUGAGCUGCCAUACUCGAAGGGGAUUAUCCAGCUAGGAUGGGUUUGGCUCCUCUGCAGCAUCUUGACCAUGUUCUUCACAGCCCUGCCCUGCGUGCGCCGCGUGGCCCUCCAUUCUGGUCUGAUGUGUGCGGCUGCUGUCAACGAGUACUCCUUGGUGUAUUUCGUUCUCCUGUUGAGCCUCCCGCUGGCGCUGGCGGGAACGUUUGCCCUCUUGUCUCUAUGGGAUGCAUCUUCGGUGUUCACGAUCUGCAUCCUCCUGGUAGUGCUGCCCAUCCUGGUCUCGACGGCCGCCUGGUGCUUCUGGCGCUCGGAGUGGCUGCUACCUUAUGACGUCAGGGAGAAAGUGAGGGAGCAGUGCGAGUCUGCCCUGGAGGACACAGCUUCGACGCGGCCCGUGACCGAGGCGAGCCCAGCGGUGAGUCCCAGCUUCUUACCUAUGUCGCCAACAGUCAUCGUGCACCCUCCGGAACCAGCGAGCGCUGAGACGCAUCGUGCUGAGAGAACGCCCUCGCCGACGAGCAGCCCCAUCCCGAACCUGGAGAUGAUCUCCGAAGAUGAAGGGGCGCGCUUUCAUGGCCCUAGAAUUCCUACACCGAUGCCGGUGAUGCCCGUUGUUCCGCGCUCCAAUCGCCCGAGUCUUGGCAGCGACAGCAGCAUCAGCUCCUUUGACGUGAGGAGGAACCUCGCGCAGCACGGCGAUUUCUCUCCAUUCCCGUACGAUGUGACGACAAUGCCAGGAGGUCCGUCUUCCUCCCAGCGGACACCUGCACGUCCGGAGCUGCCAGACAUCGACCCUGAGCCACGCCAUCUCAGCGAGGGAGCCGGCCACGCCGGCCAUGGAUCUUACUCGGGCGAAGAUCUCGAAGCUGUCACCGACUCCCAAGGCGACAAGGGAUGCGGGCAGGGUUGA
Messenger RNA from Symbiodinium sp. CCMP2592, 1860 nucleotides. NCBI's taxonomy places the organism in Eukaryota, Dinophyceae, Suessiales, Symbiodiniaceae. The record is from the annotation of a GenBank genome assembly.